Carassius gibelio (silver crucian carp) is the source of this 3182-nucleotide messenger RNA. It is a transcript of the gene prkchb, whose product is annotated as protein kinase C, eta, b. The coding region runs from base 253 to 2289 and encodes 678 amino acids. The transcript is spliced from 14 exons. The record is from RefSeq and is a predicted model, not a curated record. Gene Ontology annotation, molecular function: diacylglycerol-dependent serine/threonine kinase activity; ATP binding. Gene Ontology annotation, biological process: protein phosphorylation. NCBI's taxonomy places the organism in Eukaryota, Metazoa, Chordata, Actinopteri, Cypriniformes, Cyprinidae.
CUUCACACACAUCAACAGAGAGAGAGACAGAAUACGAUUUCCUGCAGAGGACAGCUUAGCUCUCUGUGGUUUGCUCUUUUAGUUUUUAGCCUACUAAACUAUGUUGAGAAAAGACUUGCUUUGUUUCUACGUUUCCUGGAACGUGUUGUUUUGUUCUUUAUUAUGAGUUCGUGUUAGCUAAACAUUUUUUUAUUAGUCUAUAUGACUGCAUAGAAGGUUUUUACAUUGAAUAUUAAAUUCUGGAGCUCCAAUAUGAAAUUCAACGGAUAUAUGAGGCUUCGUAUCAGGGAGGCGGUGGAUUUAAAACCAACAACUUUUUCAACUCGUCACACUUUUCAUAAGAAAACCGUCCUGGAUCCUUAUAUCGUUGUUAAAGUUGAUAAUCUGAAAGUUGGACAGACCGCCACAAAAACGAAGACCAACAAACCGACCUUCAAUGAUGAAUUCUGUCCAUACAUCACAAAUGCCAAAGAGCUGGAACUGGCUGUUUUCCAUAACACUCCUAUAGGAUACGACGAUUUUGUCGCCAAUUACACAAUCCAGCUUGAGGAGUUGAUAACGUCGUCCAACACAAGACAAACGUUUGAAGGAUGGGUGAAACUGGAACCCGAGGGGAGUGUGUAUAUCACCAUCACUCUCACCGGCUCCUUUACAGAUGAAGAAGCUGUGAAUGGACUGAGACCUCAUAAAAAGUUUACAAGAAAAAGGCAAAAAGCUUUGAAGAAAAGAAAGGUCCACCAAGUAUAUGGACAUAAGUUUAUGGCAACCUUCCUUCCCCAGCCUACUUUUUGCUGCCAUUGCAAAAACUUCAUCUGGGGUGUUAUUGGAAAGCAAGGUUAUCAGUGUCAAGUGUGUGCGUGUGUGGUUCACAAGAGGUGUCAUGAUUUGGUUGUUAGUGAAUGUACACGUAUGAAGAAAGAUUCAAAUGAGGGCCAAAGACAGGGCUUUAGCAUCAAUCUACCACACCAGUUUAGAGAGCACAACUAUAAAGUUCCCACAUACUGUAACCACUGCGGAUCAUUACUUUACGGCCUGACUAAACAAGGACUCCAUUGCUCUUGUUGCAAGAUGAACAUCCACAAACGCUGUGAACAGAAUGUUGCACUUAACUGUGGGGUGAACAGUGCUGAACUUGCUAGCAAAUUGUCAGAGAUUGGAUUGCUUGAUACACUUCCUAAAAGAAAGUCUAAGAGUUCUCUGCACAUGACAGGAGUAAAGCAUCAGAACUCCAUUAUAACCGUACAGCAAAUGGUUAAAGAGUCAGAGGAAGAUACUGUUAAAGUUGGCCUGGAAGACUUCAGUUUCUUGCAGGUUUUGGGGAAAGGCAGCUUUGGCAAGGUGAUGUUGGCUCGUCUAAAAAGUGACCACAGGGUGUUUGCUGUAAAAAUGCUGAAGAAGGAUGUCAUACUGCAAGAAGAUGAUGUAGAAGCAACCAUGAUUGAGAAGAGAGUGCUGACUCUGGCUCACCAGCAUCCAUUUCUUACACAGCUCUACUACUGCUUUCAGACCGCGGAGCGGUUAUUCUUUGUCAUGGAGUUUGUGAAUGGUGGUGACCUCAUGUUCCACAUCCAGAAGUGCAGGCGUUUUGACGAGCCACGAGCACGGUUUUAUGCUGCCGAGAUCAUUUCAGCUCUUAUGUUCCUUCACUCCAAAGGCAUCAUUUACAGGGACCUCAAACUGGACAACAUUCUCCUAGACAGAGAUGGCCACUGUAAACUGGCAGAUUUUGGCAUGUGCAAAGAGGAUAUACGUGAAGGCAAACUCACUAAUACCUUCUGUGGGACUCCCGAUUAUAUUGCACCUGAGAUCAUCCUGGAGGAGCCGUAUGGUGUUUCAGUGGACUGGUGGGCUCUGGGGGUGCUGCUUUACGAGAUGCUGUCAGGUCAUGCUCCAUUUGAAGCAGAGACUGAGGACGAGCUGUUUGAGUGCAUUCUCAAAGAUGAGAUCAUUUAUUCAUCUUGGCUCAGCAACGAGGCAGAGGACAUACUUAGAGGAUUACUCAGCAGAGACCCAGCGUGUCGGCUGGGCUGCAUGGAUAGAGAUGGAGGAGAAGAGGCCAUCACCUCACACCCGUUCUUCGCAGGACUGGACUGGGAGAAGCUGAACAGACGAGAGAUCACACCACCUUUCACUCCUCGAAUAGAUUCUAUUGAGGAUGUGAAAAAUUUUGACCCUGACUUCACUCAAGAGGAACCCUGUCUUACACCCAUCGAGGACAGUUUCUUUCCUGUCCACCAGGACGAUUUUAAAGACUUCACCUACACAGCUCCAGAGCUGCGACGGCACUAACAUCAGCUGUGAUUUAUUUAUGUUACAUACAUAGAUUAUAUGUUACUUUCCCUAAUGAACUCCUUCUAGCGAACUAGUGAACUUUUUGCCAAGUCUGUCAAGAAAUAUGGAAAAGAUUCAGACUCGAAGAAAGCAAUACAAUAUACUCCACAGGACCACCCAGACUAAAGGAUUAUUUGUAAAGACAAUGACAGGAAGACAAUAACAAUCUCCUGAACUGAUGCGUUUUGAAAUGUUUUUAUCUGCAUAAAUGUAUACAAAGUCUGUCACAUUUUUUACAAGCAUAUGUUGGCAAGUGCUUUGUCUUCCAGCUUUAGUAAGCAUGGACACAAAUUGAUGUAACUUACAUUGAGCUGUUAUUACAGUGUAAUGUGUUGUUAAGUUAUGUGAUGUGUUGUGUUGUAAAGUAAUUCUAACUAAAGUCUAAAUUAUGAACUUGGAGAAUCCUUUUGUAACAGGCUAUAAGAGACAAUUUCGGUUUACCUAAAGCACAUGUGACAACACACAUCACCUGUCCAGUUCAUUGAAUAAUGAAAAUUGGGACUUGUGGCGUGAGAUAGAAUCAUAAAACUUUCAUGAGAAAAGAAAAACAAAAAAACAUAUCCUUUACACCUCAAAGGACAAACAGAGCUGCGGUCAUGUCACAUUUCUCUGUAGAUGUGGAAAUCCUCCAUGAAUAAUUUAUUACCCUUGAUUCAUUUGUUGUUCUCACGAACUUACCCAGUAUUUGAAGCAGCCUUUAUACACUGAUAGUACUCCAUCAACUACUGCUGCACACUGUUAAUGGGGUUAAGACGCUUUUAUGAGCAUAAAAUAUUUAACUUGAGGUCUUAGCCAGCUCACCUCUUAAGCUUAAUCAGUUGGAAUAAAAAACAGUCUUUUUUUAUUUUCUA